AUGUCAAAUAAAAUUUAGAAAAAGAUUGUAAAAUCAAUAUUGAAGGAACUUCCCCCAAACAAAUCCAUAACAGAACAUAAAGUUUAUACAGCAAAUUCAUAAUCAGAUUAGUAAUGAAAAUUGAUAUUCUUAGGUAUUAAACUCAUAAAGAAUAUACAAGCAAUAAAAAUUUUUUAUUAGAAGAAGCUGAUAAUUAUUAUAGAAUAAGGGAAAGGAUAAAACAACAAAAAGAUGAAAUAAAUUAGGAUGACUAUGUUGGGUUGAAAGAUUUGUUAAAAACAAUGAAACCUUAACAUCAAUUGGGUGAUAUGUUUAAUGCUAUUACAGAAAUUGAAAGGAUUUAAUUGCCAAAUGAAAAAAAACUUCCAAACUUAGUAAACUCUUUUGAAGUAGAAGGUGGUUUUAUUUAUUUAAUAAAUGUUUGGGUAAUAGAGUUUAUUUAUUUUUAGGGGAUUGAAGAUGAAGAAACAUAUGAACCAAUUGAUGAAGUUGUGAAACUAUUUAAAAGAAAUAUAACAUGGAAGGAUAAAGUUAAAUGUGUUGCCAUCUGUAUUGACAGUAAUUCCUAAGAAAUUAUCAAUAUCAUAUAAUAAAAAAAAUGGGAUAUUUUUGAUCAUUAUUGUUUAUUGCCAGAUUCAGAAAUAGGUGAAACAUUCUUAGACAAUUUUAAUGUUGAGGAAAUUCCUAUGGCAAUUUUAGUAAAUAAGUGGGGUAGGAUUGUUUGUUUUGGACUUCAUGAUCAUUUAUAAAUUGAAGAAAAAAUAAAAUAAUAAUUAUAGGCUAAGGAAAACAUUAUAAUUUAAAAAGAUGAUGAAUAAAUUAAUAAUACAGGAAUAACAUAGGAACAAUUUAAAAUGUUAAAAGCCUAUUUUAUUGAUUUAUGGCUAUAACUUUAAAACUAACACUUUGAUGGAGAGGUUUAAAUCAACUUAACAAAGUAAAAUUAAUGGAAAUAAGAUGGUUCUAAGACUUUUCAAUAGGGAAGUAAACUAGAACUAAAUUAUUCCUUAGAAAUGAGAGAAAAAGAAAAGAUUCAAGCUUUUAUUGAAAAAUAUUGGAGUGUAAUUCCUGAAAGCUUUAGAGUGAUAGAAAAUGCUUAAAUUAAAGAUCUAUAAAAAUUAUAAAAAGAAAUAUAGCAAAAGUUUUAAAAAGUGUUUGCUACUAAAAGUGUUACUUUAACUUAUCCAGAAAUGUAAAAAAUCUCCAUAUUUUGGAAUUAAAAAAAGAAAAUUAUGGAAAUCGAGAAUAAUAAAUCCUUUGUAGUUAAAUAGGAGAAGUUAAAUCUUGUAACUUAUGAAUAAGGAAUCAAUGAACUUGAAAAGUAUUUAGAAUAAAUAAGUUAAGAUGUGGAUGCCAAAAAAAUAGCAGAUAAAAUAUAAGAUGAAUUAAAAUCUGCUGUAAUAUUAGGGCCUGGUAAAAAGUUUGCUCCAUUAAAAUUUUAUAAAAUGUUUGGCUCAAAUGAAAACAAAUCUAUUGAUCAUAAAUUAGGAUAGGUUUUGGUAAUUUUCUAUUGGUUAUGUGAAGAGGAAUGUGUAAAAAUGAUAGAUGAUUUAAUUGAAUUUUAAGUAACUAAUGUUAAUAAAUGGGGAUAAAAUGUUAGAAUUGUAGCUUGUAAUAUAGCUGCUCCAGAAGAUUCAAAACAGUUGAUGGAAGAUAAUCCAGAAUUUUCUAAAAAUAUUGAGAUUUACUUUAAGAAAAAAAGUUCAUUAACAGAUACUUCAUUAUAUGGAGUUUCAGAAGUACCUUAUUUUGUUAUUGUUGAUAAAUUUGGAUAUAUCAGAAAAUUGAAAGAAGUUGAAAAUUUUGAAGAAUAUAUUAACAAACUUUUAAAAGAAGAUAAAAAAUAAGAAAUUAAAAAAUAACAUAAGAGUGAAAAAGCUGAUCUUAUUAGUAAAUUAAUGUAAACAGAAGAAAUUUCUAAGUUAAUUCUCAACAUUGAUCCUUAAAAUGUUAUAUCACUAAAAAUUAGUUUUGAUGUUGUUAAGGUAGCAAAUGAUUAAUUAAUUUAAUAAUCUAGUUUAAAAUGGUACGUUAGAGAUUCUCAAGUUGAAGAAUUUAAUAAACUUCUAAAAUAAGUAUUUGAAAUAAUCCCUGAAAAUGAUUGGGUUAUUGAUUGUUAGAUUUAAAAAACACUAUCACUUAAAUAUCCAGGUUUGAUCUGUGCUUUAUGUAAAAAGGAUAUUUCUAAAGAAAAUUAAUAAUAUUAUUGUUAUUUUAAGGAUGAACAUGUUUGUGUCGAUUGUGCCGAAUUUGACGAUAAAAAUGAGAAAGGAAUGAAAAGAUAUAAAUAUUAACACACAUUAAUUUUUAUUAAUGGGCCAUUAACAAAUUUAUCAGUUUUACACAAUAUUGAUUCACAUAAAAUUGGUAAAAAUCUUUAACUUGCGUAAGGGUAUGAAGGUAAUUAAAGACAUGAAAUGGAUUGUGAUGGUUGUCGUAUAUCUUCAAAAGGACCAAGAUAUAUUUUAAUAAAUUCAAAGCCAGGAUAAUAUGAUAAACGCGUAAUUAUUAAUAUCUAAUAUUAGGGUUAUCAUGACUUAUGUGAAUUUUGUUUUUAAAAAAUAAAGAACAAAGGUUCCUAAGAGGCAAUCUAAAUUAUGUAAAAAUUGGGCUUAGAAAAACUGAAUGAAGAUACUCUAUUCACAAGAGUACUUUUUAAUUAUGGAAAUUAUAGAGAUUUUUGA
Messenger RNA from Paramecium sonneborni, 2684 nucleotides. The record is from the annotation of a GenBank genome assembly. NCBI's taxonomy places the organism in Eukaryota, Ciliophora, Oligohymenophorea, Peniculida, Parameciidae.